Molecule: messenger RNA, 1269 nt
Organism: Cricetulus griseus (Chinese hamster)
Lineage: Eukaryota; Metazoa; Chordata; Mammalia; Rodentia; Cricetidae
Source: RefSeq, a predicted model, not a curated record
AUGGCCAAUUAUUUACCCCUAGAGAAGCAGAAGAAGCACCGGAAGGAGCAGAAGGGUGUCGUGUUAGGAGAUAUGAAGACUCGUAAUACCUCUGAGUCCCGCGGUUACGAUCCCGUUGCCCGCAGUGGUGCCUCUGGGAAAGACAAUGCUCUCCAGAACCUCGAGGCCGAAAUGGUGGCUUCUGGUGCUAUCUCUGGGGCUGGUAAAAAUGUGGGGACAUUUUGUGUGCCUGAGAACCGUAGCCGUGGCCCUGGCAGCCCAAACACAGAACUUGGACGUGUUAGGCCUUGGACAAGGAGCCAGGGAGAGGUGGGCCAACCGUCGAAAGGCGCCACGUCAUCCAGUGGGAACCCAGCUCAGAUGGAAAGUAGUGGAAGCAGGAAGCAGCCCAACCGAUACCUAGCUACAAAAUGUCCAGUUGGGCCUCAGCUUCUGGAAACUACGGAGUCACCUUCUGCGUCUCAGCCGCCAUAUUAUCUGAGAUCUCGCCGUUCUGAACCUUCAAGAGAGAGCCAGAAAUUCUUGGGACCUUCCGUUAGCACUGCCACCAUGUCACAUCAUGUGUCUACUCCGGCUUCUAAGGUCAGCAGCCAAGUUGUUCUGCCUCUCUCUGGUCUUCACCGUAGUGCACCUGAGUCCAGCUCAGAUGGCAGCAGCUACACCACUCCUGCUGGCCAGGAUCUCCAACAACAGGGCACUCUGCAGGUUCCUCCUGAUCUUGGUCUCGGUUACAGAGAAUCUGAGUUCAACCUUGAUCCCGAAGGUGACGUUCUUCACCCCGGUGCCACUGCGUCUGGUCAUCGUAGCAGUGCCUUGGAGGUUAGCCCUAGUGCCUGCCACACAGGAGCUGCAACACAACGCCAAGAUCACGGUGAGUCCAGGCCUGGCUCUCACCGCCACCGAAGCCCUGCACGAAGGGUGAAGAGUGACUCUGGCCUUGGCGGCCUGACGCGAGAAAACCCAAAGAGACCUUUAAAAGCAACUGCAAGCUCUCCUCCAAGGCGCCCAGUCCGUAUGCGGGCCUCUUCCCCUUCCCCUCCUGGUAGGCUCUAUCCUUUCCCUGGGCAGUAUAAUGAAGGUUUCCGCUCUUCUUCCCCCAGAUCAUCCCCUGUUUCAACUCUGCACUCACCAAUUAGGUCACAUGACCAAAGCUCCUCUCUGUUGAGCGGUAUUUCUGAUACUAGUCCCAAGGCCCUUUGGCGUGCCAUGUCACCUGACCUUUGUAACCUGGAGUCUUCCACUUCUGGGGAAUCAGAGGAAGAGAAGUAG